AUGGUGACCACAAGAGGCAUGGAGAAUCCAGACCCAAUCCAGAUGAUAAGAGACCUGCAGGCGCAGUUGGAAGAGCAAGCCCGAACCAUUGCAACCUUGCAGCAGGAAUUACAACAGAAAAAGACUGACGACGCCGAACGUAGCAAAGAAAAACAACACGACCGAGAGGCCCCUAUGCCCGAUCGACCUCCACCUCACGUGGAGAAAUUCGACGGUACAACGAAUCCAGAAUAUCAUUUGCGGAAUUUCGUCGAGUCAAUGGCCUUCUACACUCAAAGUGAUCCGGUAAAAUGUCGGGCGUUCUUUCUGUCGCUGAGGGGAGAAGCCCUUGAAUGGUACUACACCCUUCCACCAAAUUCGGUGGACAAUUUUCGCACGCUGACAAACAUGUUCACGAAGCAAUAUUCCACCAACCGACAUGAAGAAGUGACUGCUGCCGAACUAGUCAAUCUCAGACAGGGAAAAGACGAAACUCUCAGAGCUUUCAUGCACCGAUACAACCAAGCCGCCCGGAGGAUAAAGGGAGCCAGUCCCGAAUUCAUCAUCAGCAGCCUACCCAAUUGCCUAAAGCCAGGAUUCGUCUCUGAAAGCCUAUACGCCAAAUCACCCCGUACGCUGGAGGAGCUACAACAAAAGAUGGCUAAGUUCAUUAAAAUGGAAGACCAGAGAAUCUCUCGAAAGCAACAACACGAGGAGCAUUUGACGAAUAUUAACAAAAGAGAAGGCAAACGAAAAAAUGACAACGUCCGGGAACAAAAACCAGUCGUGAAUCUGAAUCCCAGAUACGAUCGCUACGCGCACCUCACCGCCCCUAGAAAAAAGGUGUUGGAACGAGCUCUACAGUCGAACCUCAUCUCUCAAAGAAGAAAAUUUCCACCGAAAAACAUGGAUGUAACGCAGAUUUGCCGAUUCCAUAAUUCGGGGGGACAUACUACUGAAGGCUGCCAGACUCUCAAAGAUGAAAUAGAGAAGCUAAUCCGUGCCGGACAUCUUCGUGAAUUUGUGAAGGAAGAUUCUGGCCGUGUGGGACACUCACCCAGAAGGACACGAAGAAGCCCGGAGCAAGCCAAACGAAAAAGUAAUUACUCACGCGACCGUUCUCGUAGUCCUCCGAUUCACAGAUCCCGCAGUAGGCCGAGAGAGCGGGAACCUAUAAUAAAAGGCAGGAUUGACACCAUCUCAGGAGGAUUCGCUGGAGGAGGCGCUUCAUCCUCAGCACGGAAGAGACACUUGAGAAAUUUGCAUAGCAUACACUCAGUGAUACGCAAUCCAGCGUCGAUGUCGGACAUUACAUUUACAAACAAAGAUUUUCACGCACCAGACCCCGAUCAGGAUGACCCCAUGGUCAUCACCACCCGCAUUGCACAAUACGAUGUAAGUAAAGUCCUCGUCGAUCAGGGUAGUGCAGUUAAUAUAUUAUACUAG
Molecule: messenger RNA, 1425 nt
Organism: Vigna radiata var. radiata (mung bean)
Lineage: Eukaryota; Viridiplantae; Streptophyta; Magnoliopsida; Fabales; Fabaceae
Exons: 2
Coding region: 1-1425 (474 amino acids)
Source: RefSeq, a predicted model, not a curated record